UUGACCAAUUGUUAUAACCCAAUUGCGGGAUAUUGACGUGGCAUGUGCAACGAAAUAUUCUCCACGUCCGCCAUUUUACAUUGUUUUGACAGGUCUUAGAUACGAAAUCAAGCAUAUAUUGUCACUAAAACUCUUUCAUUGCAACAGUUUGGGCAGACAGGUACAUUAAACAGAUAACACAGCAUUGGAAAUCUACAUAGAAGCUUUAAUAUAAAUAAUUCAACAUGGGGUCAGUUUUUGGAAAACUUUUCUCUUCAUUAUUUGGUAAAAAGGAAAUGAGAAUAUUAAUGGUAGGAUUGGAUGCUGCUGGUAAAACUACUAUCCUUUACAAGUUGAAGUUAGGAGAAAUUGUAACAACUAUACCAACUAUAGGUUUUAAUGUAGAAACGGUAGAAUAUAAGAAUAUAAGUUUUACGGUGUGGGAUGUAGGUGGGCAGGACAAAAUCAGACCUUUAUGGAGACAUUAUUUCCAAAAUACACAAGGUUUGAUAUUUGUAGUAGAUAGUAAUGACAGAGAAAGAAUUAAUGAAGCUAGAGAAGAAUUACACAGAAUGUUACAAGAAGAUGAACUUAGGGAUGCUGUUUUAUUAGUGUUCUGUAACAAACAGGAUUUACCUAAUGCAAUGAAUGCUGCCGAAGUGACUGAUAAACUAGGUCUCCAUAGUCUGCGUCAACGUGGAUGGUAUAUCCAGGCUACCUGUGCUACAAGUGGUGAUGGACUAUAUGAAGGACUUGAUUGGUUAUCAAAUACACUCAAAAAAAAUAUGUAAAAUGAACAGUCGGGAAUAAUAUAAUUUAUUAUCAGUUUUUGUUGAGGAUAAAAUAAUAAGUAUGUUUCAAGGUGUUUUUAUGGACAGAAUUGUUUUGAUGAAGGGUCACUAAGAAUCUUGUUUUUAUCACUUAUCAAUAUUCUUCUAGAACCAACUGAAAUAUUUUUCAGCCUCAAAGAUUUAACAUUCCAAGGAAUAUUGGUGUUGGCCCUAACUUUUCACAGUGUUCUUUAUUGUACUGAUAUAAGUUCUUCAUGAUGCCCUUUCACUUACUAUUAAAAUGUUGUUUGCUACUUUGAUUUGGUUACAUCAAAUAUUAUAUAUUUCUCACACAGCAAAUAUGUACAAGAACAGAAUAAAAUAAAGGGCACUAAGAUAAAGGAAAUCCAAUGAUUUGUUAUACUAGUGGAUAUAAUUCUUGACAAUUGUUGGAUGUGUGCAAUUUUUCCUCAUGUACAUUAUCAUUCAGCAAAAAACAAAACAUAUGUUUAUUUUAUCUUAAGAUAGUCAAAUGAUAGUAUUUGUGAACAAAAUCUUUCAUGUUCUGGACCUGAAGUGUUUAACAUGUACAUACUGUAUUGUGACAUUAUUCACUAAGUUUUGAAAUUGAUUUAUAUUGUAUUAUUCAUUUAUUUAUCAUUUUGUUUUUGUUUUCAUUUUACAAGUGGAUGAAUGAUGUAUGUUAAUACACUACUGUAUUAAAGUGAAACUAUUUAUCCCUUAUAUUUCAUAUAAUUUGCUUAAUCCAUUUGGGAAUAUUUUCUUUCAACUUUUUAAUUAGAUAAAUUGUCAAAAUAUUUUUUGUAAAGGUUAUAUGAAUUAAGAACAUAGCAUGCAUUUAAUUUCUAAUUUGAUGUUAAACUUUGAACUCUAUAGUUAACAUUUUUACAAUGGGUGGAUUGAAUAUACUGCCAUUGUUCCCAUUAAUUGUUUUAUAACUGUAAAUGGAAAUACAAUUUGAUUGAUAGCCUCACUUCCAGCAAGUACAUGUCUAGUUGAAAAUAUACACUGAAGAAUUCAAAUAAUAGACAUCAAUAUCAGACCGGAUACAAUUGUAUUUAAAAAUUGAAUUGUCAUUUUGAGUAUGUUCUAAUAAAAGAUGUCUUCUAAUUUAGCCUACAUUAAUCUACAAUGUUAAUAACACUGCUUGUCAUGAAGCUGUAAUGAUGAGAUUUUCUGAUGGGAGUUUUGUAUAUUUAUCUAGUGAAUGUUAUGUAGAAUUAGUGGUGUUUCCACCACAGUCAUCAAUGGUGGAUAUUUCACUGAUCAGAGAUGUAAUAUCCAUGAAACUUCUACUAAUAUCACGGUAGAAAUCUCAUAGAUAUGUUAACUGUUUAUGUAUUUUGUAGAAAAUAAACAUGGAUACCAA
Molecule: messenger RNA, 2139 nt
Organism: Mytilus trossulus (common blue mussel)
Lineage: Eukaryota; Metazoa; Mollusca; Bivalvia; Mytilida; Mytilidae
Product: ADP-ribosylation factor 2
Exons: 5
Coding region: 225-770 (181 amino acids)
Biological process (GO): intracellular protein transport; vesicle-mediated transport
Cellular component (GO): cytoplasm; plasma membrane
Molecular function (GO): GTP binding; GTPase activity
Source: RefSeq, a predicted model, not a curated record